UGGUAGGGGCGGGGUCUGGGCUGCCGUUAUCGCGUUCGUUCCAUCGCCGAAGAUUUAAAUGCUGCCGGGUUUCCUCCUUCCUCCAACCACUGAAAACGAGGCAGGGUGAUCACAUAUAAUAAAUAAACAGACCGAAAGACAGACUUUUUUUUUUGCCUCCCUUUUAAUGAAAUGUUCGGUCACUUUCUGAAGUUUUUAUUUUUCAUUUGUUUGGUUGCGGCCUUUACCCAUGUUGCACCACAGUAUUGAUAGUUGAGUUAAGAUGGCGGUGCAGGAGUCAGCUGCUCAACUCUCGAUGGCAUUAAAGGUCCAGGAAUAUCCGACUUUAAAGGUACCUUAUGAAACCUUGAAUAAACGAUUCCGAGCAGCCCAGAAAAAUAUUGACCGAGAAACUAGUCAUGUAACCAUGGUAGUUGCAGAACUGGAGAAAACAUUGAGCAACUGCCCAGCAGUGGACUCUGUGGUGACUUUGCUGGAUGGUGUUGUUGAGAAACUCAGCGCUUUAAAAAGAAAGGUACAAUAAAUAUUUUAUAUUGGU
Messenger RNA from Chiloscyllium plagiosum (whitespotted bambooshark), 538 nucleotides. Lineage: Eukaryota; Metazoa; Chordata; Chondrichthyes; Orectolobiformes; Hemiscylliidae. The record is from RefSeq and is a predicted model, not a curated record.